AUGUCUGGUGCUGUUUCUCCUGCAGCAGCACUUCGCGUUCCACGUGAGAGGGACACCGACCAUUGCCGCCAUCGCGCUACUACACUACAGAAGCACACGACGAUUCAAAUUUCCCCACUGCAUCACUGCAGUCAACAACAACAACAACAACAACGACACCAUCAUCAUUAUCAGCAGCCACAGCAACCGUGUCUCCCAGUGCAUAACACGGCCUCUGCAGCCUGCGCCGCUCAUCUGCUGCCGCCGCACGUUCACUCUCUAUUGUAUCAUUCCAUCGUGGGGCCUACGUGCGAUCCGGUGGCUUCACGUGCGCAGGGGAAUGCCACUGUUUCAGUAGGCUCCCCCACGAUGGCGACAGCAUGUCUGCGCACCCCGUACCAGAGCCGACACCAGCAGCAGCAGCAGCAGCAACAACAACAACGGUCUUGCAACACUCCUGCUUCCGUGCGUAUAAAUGUGGGAUGCGCCGCCUCGGCGGCGGUGACAGCGGCGGGGGUGAUGCCCCUUCAGGCGUCGAUGAUGAUUCCCUCGCCCUUCUCCGAAAACGCCUCUGUGGGCAACGGUUCCGGCUCGCCGUCCACCACGCGUGGAUGGCAGACAACUGACACGAAGAAACGUCCGUGCACAUCGCCGGUCGUGUUGUCUCCCGCCUACAGCCCGUCUAAUGUCACUGGACUUGCCUCCACGGGUAUGGUUGGCCGAGCGUUGGAGAGGGAUCUGCUAGCAGCGGAGAACGAUGAAUUGGUGCAGAUUCUGCUGGAGCUUAGCAGCUGCAAUUUGGAGGCCGCACGUUUUAUUCAAAGCAAGGCUCGCCUCUUUGCUAUGCGACAUGCUAUCUCACCAACGAAUCAAUGCGGUGAGAACGGCGAUGGUGUCUCUGGGAGUGAAUCCUCAGCAGUCAUGCAGCAACCGCAGCCGGGUGGCAGCCUCGGUAUUCUGGAUCGCUGCUGCGCUUCGACGCAUCCAACGCCUAGCAAGCCACUGGCGUUCGAAGACGAUACGCCAAGGACCACCGACAGCUGCAGCAACAGAUACAACUCCGCCAUGCGUGCAAGUCCGCUGAACCCCCAUUCUCGAAGUGAGAACUGGACGCAAACGCUCCUGCGGACACCACCUAAUCAGCGCGUUGCUCGGCCACGCGGAGAGGCCAAGCAAAGCCCCGCCUUUACCACCGCUGUUGCGGACACUAACGUGCGAGCAGAAGAGCGGGCGUUUUGCACCGAGGUGCACCCUUGCCUGCGCUGGUACGGCUCGUGCCGGCACCCAACAAGCUGUCCAUUCGCCUUGUGCCCGCAGAAUCUCUGCUUGAAUUGGGUGCGUAGUUCGUGCGUGGCGGGGACCCAGUGUGGUGGCGUGCACCGUCUGCCGGACGCCUGUCCUCCCGAGGUACGUACAGUGUUCGACCUCGGCCACGGCGCUGAUCGAGUGGCCCUGGCGCAGGUGCAAUUACAUCAUCAUCAGCAACAGCAGGCCACCUUCAUGGGUGCAGCCGUCCGACGGCCCGACAGCCCCACCACACCAAAAGAGCAAAUUAUUGUUGACCCCGUCAGUAUCCCUGCGAGCCUGGAGCACUAUCAACGCGAGUCCCAGCAAGGGGAGGAAGAGACCCUUUCGACUGACCAAAAAGACGAUAACUAUGGCAGUGCAUGCAACUGCAGGAGCUGCCGUAGUCUGACGGAGGAUGAGCACGAGCAUGACAAUGAAGGGUUUCAGGGGGAGCAGAAUCAUCAUCAUCAGCAAUUCUUACCGCCUCCACCUGCCCAGCCCGUGCCUCGAUGCUUGAAUGACAGCUUUGCUGGCGCAGCAGACUCCUCUGCCACGGCAGCGGUGGUGUGCAGUGAGGAGUGGUGGCCGGCAUCGUUGAGUCUGUCGAGAGAUCCACGUGUGACCGUUUGCGAGGGUGAGUCGGAUGAGGACGGCGUGGAGCUUCCCCCUCGCAACGCAUGCACCCGCACACAGUCCCCUGUGGCAUCAUAG
Messenger RNA from Trypanosoma grayi, 1977 nucleotides. Its product is annotated as glucoamylase-like protein. The transcript has a single exon. NCBI's taxonomy places the organism in Eukaryota, Euglenozoa, Kinetoplastea, Trypanosomatida, Trypanosomatidae. The record is from RefSeq and is a predicted model, not a curated record. The coding region runs from base 1 to 1977 and encodes 658 amino acids.